Messenger RNA from Phytophthora nicotianae INRA-310, 579 nucleotides. RefSeq lists its product as hypothetical. Bases 1 to 579 code for a protein of 192 amino acids. Gene Ontology annotation, biological process: DNA replication; DNA strand elongation involved in mitotic DNA replication. The record is from RefSeq and is a predicted model, not a curated record. Lineage: Eukaryota; Oomycota; Peronosporomycetes; Peronosporales; Peronosporaceae. Gene Ontology annotation, cellular component: GINS complex. The transcript has 6 exons.
AUGGCGUUGAAUGCGAAGGCUCGGGAGCUGCUGCGCGAGCUGCAGCGCAGCGAUUGGUUGCCGCCGUAUAAUGAAGAUCUUGUGCGGCAAGUGGUGGAGGAGUCGGGUGUGCUGGAGGAGGAGAUCGCCCGGAAGAUGGCAACAUUUGAUGACAACUUGACCGAGAACACGUUUGUGGCGUGUGGCCUCGUCGUGAACCACCAGUGCCUGCUGCGCAACAAGCGCUGUCUUAUCGCCUACGUACAUCACCGCAUGGAGAAGAUUAAGGCGCUGCGAUGGGAAACGGGCACCAUUAUUCCUGCCCAACUAGCCCAGAACUUGUGCCAACGCGAGGUUCAGUUUUUCAAUCAGUAUGAUCAGCUACUCACGGACUACAUGGCCGAAUUCGAGCUCGACCUCUCAGCGGAUAUGAAGCCGCCCAAGGACUUGUACGUGGAGGUGCGGGUGCUGCGGGACUGCGGCGAGGUCAUGACCGAAAGCGGACUAGUGAAUCUGGAGGCUCACUCACAGCACUUCCUGCGCCGCGUGGACGUAGAGCAGCUCAUCCGCCAGGGACUACUGGAACAGAUCAAGCGUUGA